Molecule: messenger RNA, 2349 nt
Organism: Fusarium coffeatum
Lineage: Eukaryota; Fungi; Ascomycota; Sordariomycetes; Hypocreales; Nectriaceae
Exons: 3
Coding region: 1-2349 (782 amino acids)
Source: RefSeq, a predicted model, not a curated record
AUGGUUACCCGAUAUGAAGCAGAAUACCUGCUGUACUUAAGGCAGUCGCCAUUAUGUAUAAAACCUUCGAAUCUUCCUCCAGCUGAUGAGUGGAUGGGACCCCCACCUGAGCCCAAUCGCACCCAGAACAAGGUUACCGCCGACCGACCUCGAUCGAAUGAUAAUCCCCUUUUGGAACAAACCAACCGCCGUCCUGGUGUUGAACGACAUGUCUCAAGGAACAGUGCCAACCCUGAAGACCUCGUCUUUGCACCCCCACGAACAGCUUUUGCCUCAGCGCGAGGUAAAUCUACACUUGAACCUGAUAAAGUUGUCAAAGAACCCGAGGCCUUAGGCCGUUUCGGCAACUUCCGAAGUCGCAACGGAGACUUAGACGCCGAUCGAUUUCGCGAUGGUCGCAACAGCAAUGGUUUCCGUCGCCGCGAUGGCGAGAACGAAUCAGAUGGCUGGAGUACGGUGAAGCCGCGCAAGAGUUUUGGACACGAAGGUGCCGAGCGUUUCCAUGGUCGUAUGGGAGGUAACCUCCGAGAUGAAAAGCGACAGCCCAAGGAUCGUGAUGACCGUGACGCUACUCGAGACCGACCUGCACGGAAUUUGGAUGGUCUCAAUAGAGACGCAGAGGACAAUGAUGGGCGAUCUCGAAACGGACUCAACAGAAACAAAUCCGAGCCUUGGUACAAGAACGAGGCCAAUGCAGCCGCCCCGCCUCCCACCGAACCGACCACCACCACCCCCGACAAGCGUGAGCGUAUUGACCGCGCGAAAAGUUGGAGAGAUCGCAAUGCUGUCGACGAUACACCUGAUGAUCGCAAUAGCAACAACAACAACCGUACGAACGAUAGACGCUGGGGACGGGAUCGUGACCAGCGGGCUGAGCGUGAGCCUGAAUGGCUAGACGAACCGCUUGAGGAACAUCCUGAGGCUCAUACGCAGCAGGAUUUCCAGAAGUGGAUGGAAGAAAUGAAGAAGGCGAAGGCUGGAAUCCCCAGUAAGCCUGCGAAUGUUGAAGCGGCAGAGGCAAUGAUUGAGGCUGAGAAGCCCCCCGUUCAAUCUGCUCCAGCUGCCCAGGUACCCGACAAGUUCUUCGAGGCCUUCAAAACAGGUACCGGCCUUGAUAGUCCACGUGUUGAGGAGAACACAAACCCUGUUGCGAAGCCAAAGCCGGCCGGAAAAUCCUCGAGAUUCACAUCUUUCUUCAACCAACCGCAGGAAGAGACUCGAGGUAAGACAGAACCUCCGACUCCCAUGACUGGACCCCCUGUCCACAGCGGUGUACCCCUGCCUAUGCCUAUGCCUUUCCCUGGCGGUCCUGGCGGCCCUGCUCCCUCCGGUGGCCCCGAUGAUGAGCGACAAGCUUUUAAACAAUUGCUUGCGAAACUGCAGAAGCAGACUAUGAGCGCUACACCCCCAGGCCCUUCACCCUUUGCUGCUCCUCAAGGCACCCCGCCAAAUGCUGGCAGACCAAAUGCAAUCACCUCCCCCGAUUCGCCUUUCCAGCAAUAUGGACCCGAUCGACGCAUGGAGGGUCCCCUGGGCCGACCCCCGCCUCACCAUGUUCAAGAGAUUCUUGCCCCGCGACCUCAGCAACAAGCUGCUCGCCCCGAACAGCUUCUGCAGGAUCUUGUUGGUCAACGCCAGCGCGAACCUAGUCAAGGCUCCGGUCGUCCCGACGCUGCUCGUAACAACAGCAACACCGAGUUCUUGAUGAACCUCAUGAGAGCACCCCCGGCCCCAGAUGCCCAGCGCAAUGAAUUGUUGAUGCGUAUGGGUCCGCAGCAACAAAAGCCAGGACAGAUGCCUCAAGAACCCGAUUUCUCCAGGGACGACCGUGGCCCCCAACGUCAAAUGCGACCUCAGCCGCCCCCUGGCUUCCCUAUGGAGGAACGAUUUCACAACCCUCCUGACGCUGAUGCUCGACCCAACCAGCCUACGCAGAUUCUGCAGCGCCCACCACCUCCUCCAGGCCUGGACCACCAGAUGCCGCCCAGCUGGAUGCCCGGCGGCCAGAUGCCUCCUCCCCAGCAACGAGGGCCUAUGAUCCCUCCUCCGGGGCUUCCUGGAGGUCUUGGCGGCCCCGGCCCUAACCGCAACAUGCCUAUGCCUCAUAUGUUCCCUCCCAAUUUCCCACCCGGUGUGAUGCCUCCUCCUGAGGCUCUAGGUGGCCCUCCUCCCCGCAACAUGCCGCCUCCACCCCCAGGUUUCUUCGGCGGCCCACCUCAUGGCUUUAUUCCACCUGGCCUUGGCGGCUUCAACGGACCUCCUGGGCCAGAGUUUCCCGGUAGCCCCUUUGAAGGACGUGGCAUGCCCCCCGCCGGCAAUGGCCGCGGUGCCGCCUUCGGAAGACCUUAA